Plectropomus leopardus (leopard coralgrouper) is the source of this 5975-nucleotide messenger RNA. RefSeq names its product discoidin domain receptor tyrosine kinase 1 (gene ddr1). NCBI's taxonomy places the organism in Eukaryota, Metazoa, Chordata, Actinopteri, Perciformes, Serranidae. Gene Ontology annotation, biological process: positive regulation of neuron projection development; cell surface receptor protein tyrosine kinase signaling pathway; positive regulation of phosphatidylinositol 3-kinase/protein kinase B signal transduction. Gene Ontology annotation, cellular component: plasma membrane; signaling receptor complex. Gene Ontology annotation, molecular function: protein tyrosine kinase collagen receptor activity; collagen binding; ATP binding. The record is from RefSeq and is a predicted model, not a curated record.
UGCCGGGGCUCAGAUUCACCGAGGGGCCGAGGUGCAGAGACUCCGGACGGUGUCUCAGUCUGUUUUUGUAUAUUCGCCCUCAUUGUCGAGAAGUUUUAUAAUUUAUCCAAAGUGUGCCCAGUGAGAGCGAGGCUGCUGGUUUAGUAUCAGCCGAUGCGUAAAGCAGUUUUCGCGUAAUUUGUUGUUGUCUGAGUUUUGACAAAGGUCGAUCUGUGAGCUCAACAACUCCUCCGAAGCACAGUUUGGACUAUUCAGUGGACGUGUGUUGUUCCGGGUAGCUUUACUUCGUCUAACUAAAAGUUUGGACUGCUGUCAACGCACACUUGCCUGUGUUUUUUAGGUAUGCCUGUGGACAUCAGUGUGUCUCCGGACAGGUAACCAGGUGUGUUGCUGCUGUCAUGGCCUUGCCAACCCUGCGGCUGUUUCCUGUCACUGUGAUCACAGUCCUGGUGGCGCUGGUGUCGUCUUUAGGAGACCACGAGUGGCACUUUAACCCAGCUCAGUGCCGUUAUGCCCUGGGGAUGGAGGAUGGCACCAUCCCAGACUCUGACAUCACCGCCUCCAGCGCCUGGUCAGACUCCACUGAGGCCAAACAUGGAAGGUUGAGUACUGGAGAGGGGGAUGGAGCGUGGUGUCCUUCAGGAGCUGUUUACCCCAGCGGAUCAGAAUACCUUCAGAUAGAUCUACACAAACUUCACUUCCUGGCUCUGGUUGGUACUCAGGGUCGUCAUGCAGACGGGCUCGGGCAGGAGUUUGCUCGCAGUUAUCGGCUCAGCUAUUCCAGAGACGGAGUGAAAUGGAUCACCUGGAAGGACCGCUGGGGCCAGGAAGUGGUGUCAGGGAAUGAGAACACCUAUGAUGUUGUGCUGAAAGAUCUCGGCCCUCCCAUCGUGGCCCGCAUGGUGCGCAUCUACCCUCUGGCUGACCGGGUUAUGAGUGUUUGCCUUCGAGUGGAGCUCUAUGGUUGUGUGUGGAACGAUGGGUUGAGGGCUUACACAGCUCCAGUGGGUCACGUCAUGCACCUGUCUGGUAUGCCUGUCUAUCUUAACGACUCCACCUACGAUGGGAGCACAGAGCAAGGGAUGCAGUUUGGAGGCUUGGGUCAGCUUUGUGACGGCGUCCUUGGUGGAGACGACUUCAUACAAACUAAAGAGUUACGGGUGUGGCCCGGGUAUGACUACCUAGGCUGGAGCCGGGAGGCCCUCGGGCAAGGCAGCGUGGAUAUUGAGUUCCACUUUGAGAAACCACGUGUCUUCCACAACAUGCAGGUGCACAGUAACAACCGCCACACUCAGGGCGUGAGAGUCUUCAGCAAGGUGGAGUGUCUUUUUAAGCCCGGCAUCCUCCAGCCAUGGUCCCCUGCUCUCACUCUGCCUGUGCCCCUCGAGGAUCUAAAGGAUCCCUCCUCCCGACCCAUCUCCCUGCCGCUGGGCGGCCGGCCGGCUCAGAUCCUCCGCUGCAAAUUCUACUUUGCUGACCGCUGGCUGCUCAUCAGCGAGAUAUCCUUCCUCUCUGAGCCGUUUGAGGAGGAUGUCACAGAGUCUGAUUCAUUUCCUCCGAAUCUUCCAAAGAUUCCCACCACCAGUUCCUCUCCUCCUCCUGUCAACCACACCUCCUCCUCUCCCACGACGAGCCGCAGCUCCUCCAACACCACCGCCGGCCCAUCUGAACUCCACACAACCACCUCCUUCACGAUGGACACCACUGGUAACUGGACGCUGUCAGAUGCAGAAUUUGGUGGCAACACUCCGAGGGCGGGACUUCCUGUUGCCAAGGACGACAGCAGUAAUACAGCGAUUCUGAUUGGCUGCCUGGUGGGCAUCAUCCUGCUGCUGCUGGCUGUGAUCGCUGUCAUUCUGUGGAGGCAGUACUGGAAAAAGAUACUGGGCAAGGCCCAGGGCAGUCUAUCCAGUGAUGAGCUGCGGGUCCACCUGUCAGUCCCCUCGGACAAUGUGGUCAUCAACAACACGCACAGCUACUCGAGCCGUUACCAGCGCAUCCACACUUUCCCCGAUGACCGCGAUCAUGACAGAGAGGGAGAAGGAGAGUAUCAAGAACCCAUUGCUCUGCUGCGGCCGAGGGAUCACAGAGACAGCACAGCCUUGCUGUUAAACAACCCAGCCUAUCACCUGCACCUGUCAGAUCACAGGAAAAGUUCGAGACCUCUAGUCGUCCCCAACACCACACAGGCUCAGGAAAAGAGCCUCAAUGUGCCCCAGGCCUGUGGUUUGGAAAUGGACAUGGAGAAGGGUUUCCCCCCGACUCAGGAGGAGCCUCCUCCCUACCCCGGCUCCCCUCCUUACCCUUCCCUGUCUCCCCCCGUGUCUCCCCCACUGCCUCCCAGUGUUCCUCAUUAUGCCGAGGCAGACAUCGUGAGCCUGCAGGGCGUCAGUGGUAACAACACCUACGCAGUGCCUGCUUUGGCCUCCUCAAGCCCCGGGGCCGACGCUGCCCCUUUGCCGGAGCUGCCACGCCAGUGUCUCAUCUUCAAGGAGAAGCUGGGAGAGGGACAGUUUGGAGAGGUGCACCUGUGUGAAAUCGAAAACCCUCAGGACCUUCCCAACUUGGAGUUCCCCUUCAAUGUGAGAAAAGGUCGCCCUCUUCUGGUAGCAGUGAAGAUCUUGCGCCCGGAUGCCUCCAAGAAUGCCAGGAAUGACUUCCUGAAGGAGGUGAAGAUCCUGUCUCGCCUUAAGGACCCGAACAUCAUCCGUCUGCUGGGAGUGUGUGUGAGCAGCGAUCCUCUCUGUAUGGUCACUGAGUACAUGGAAUGCGGAGACUUGAACCAGUAUCUGUCUCACCGAGUGCUUCUGGACAAAACGGGGCCUACACACAACACCCCGACCAUCAGUUACCCGGCCCUCAUCUCCAUGGCCAGCCAGAUUGCGUCAGGAAUGAAGUUCCUCUCUUCCCUCAACUUUGUGCACCGGGAUCUAGCCACGCGUAACUGUCUGGUCGGAGGUGAGAGAGGUGAGAGCGGAGAGGAUCGGGGUGGGGAGCGUCACAUCAAGAUAGCUGACUUUGGCAUGAGCAGGAACUUGUAUGCUGGAGAUUACUACAGGAUCCAGGGCCGCGCUGUGCUGCCGAUUCGCUGGAUGGCCUGGGAGUGUAUACUCAUGGGUAAGUUCACCACAGCCAGUGAUGUGUGGGCAUUUGGGGUCACUCUGUGGGAGAUGCUGAGCGUUUGUCAGGAGCAGCCGUACUCCAACCUCACAGAUGAGCAAGUAAUCGACAACGCUGGAGAGUUCUUCAGAGACCAGGGCAGACAGGUGUAUCUGAGCAGACCGGCUGUGUGUCCUCAGGGUCUCUAUGAGCUCAUGUUGAGCUGCUGGAACAGAGACUGCAAGCUCCGCCCGUCCUUUGCCGACAUCCACUCCUUUCUUACCGAGGACGCCAUGAACAUGGUGUAAAGAGAGAAACAAAAAGACAAAGGCAAAUGCUAAAGAUGGGAAACGCCUCAUACGUUUUUGCAUCCUUGCUACAGUCGGUAUGUGUGGUGGAGGUGGUGCACGGAAGAGGCAGAUGAGAAGGGUGAGUGGGUUGCUUGCUUUUGUAGUCAUACUUUUUUGGGUGGUUGGGGCUGAGACACCGCUGGUUCGGUUCAUUUCCACAUCAGAUCCCCAUCCCCAAAACUAACCCCAGCUUUAGACAAGUAACAGUCCGGGCUACAUUUCACAGGUGGUGGGUGCAAUCUGCAUAGGACCUUUCUCUCUUCUCAGUUACUUUAACAUCACUGGUGCUUAAGUGUUGUAGAGUUAAUGCCACAGGAAGCUUAGCAGAGGCUAAACAGAAAAAAUACUCCAAACUACAGAUAUAGCAAGCAGACAAACAGUUAAAUACAUGCCUUUUAUUCAUCCAUCUCAAAUGCUACAUGUAGGAUAACAGGUGAAGGUGCACGACGCGCAAAAUUCUCCGAACAUCAGACAUGAAAGUGCACGCACAGGGAUUGCCUUAGUAUUUACAGUAUGUAUAGCGUACUGUACACAUUACAGUCAGUCAAAUUCCACAAGAUUAGUCCAUGCUUCAGCCCCACCAAUGAUUAUCUUCUAGAAGUCCAUGAAAGAGUUUCAGACAUGGAUUAUGGCUGUCUAGAACAUGAGAGAUCUCACCAUGUUUGCCAACCCUUCAAUAGUCCUCGAUCAGCCUUUCAGAGUGACCCACAUCCACAUCUGCAACUCAAAGUUAUUGUGGAUUAGCGUAAAACGAUGUGGACCAGACAACAGCAGCCCUCUUUCUGCAAAGCAAUUACACCAACUUUGCUCUCAACCACCAAACCACCCCGUUGUAGUCAAAAAGCCCAAGCAGUUUUUGAACCCCAUCUUUGAGUCACAUAGACUAACUGUAUCUCUGGUGCCAAAUGGACUUCUCAAACUUGAGAACACAGGCACGGAAGAGGAGGAUCUGCUGCUGCCGGUGAGACGCCACCUACAAACUGGCACGGCUUUUCCAAGCAGAAAGAAAAUACUGCCAGCCGGGGCAGUGGACAGACGGGACACCAUUUAGGUGCGCCUGCUCAGGUGUUUCGGCAAUUUUUAGUAUCUGGCUGCGAUGCAGAAACAAAGGAUAGACAUAAAAUUCCACGACCAGCUGCACUUUAAAUCCUCCAUGCAUAUCCCCAGAAACUCUUCUUUGUGAGGAGCCUGAUAUGAUUCCUGUCGAUGUGGAUUCUAAUCACUCGCAGUGAUUUCAGAUAUUUUGCCAGGGGAGAUCAAAUUCAGGACAGUCUGUCUGCCUUGUUAAAUCCUCCCCCACAAGGCAUUGCUAAACCAUAAGAUGUAAAAUAUUAUUUAAAAAACUGAAUGACACCAUCAAUUCAUCUCAUUUUAAAUAUAUGACAGCCUUUUGUACGCUUUGAUGAGACAUAUUCACUCAUCGAAUAAUCAAUCUUUGCUCAUCCAAAUGCAUUACUGUACUAUAAAAAUCAUUGCCUGGAGGGUAGCUCUUUUUUUUUUUUUUUUUUUUUUUUUUUUUUUGCUCAACCAGAACCCUAUUUUCCCAUGUUUUAAGUAACUAAUGGGAAUAACAUUUUUUGAAAUUGGUCCAGUAUUGGGAGAAAGUACUGCAACCAUCAUUUAAUGUCCCCUACAGAGACAGACCAUUUUGUUAAAGAGUGAGAUCCUUUUUGUUUUACCAAAAACAGCCCUGUAAUCGCUAUCGACAAGCCCACCAUUUAAAUUGGUAAUUUUAGUGUGCAUACAAUCACUAUAUUUCACAUGUAACUAGGUGAAUUAAGGAUUUAUUUUAACCAAACCAGAGUUGACAAUUGUUGGAACAGUGGAAAAACAAACCACAGUAUUUUUUUUAAUGAAUUUCAUUUUGUUUUUGACAACUUAUAAAGAAGCCUGUCUUAGGAUAAUUGACAAUACUUCUAUUGAGAUGAAGUCUGGUGGGUCUGGCAACAGCAAUUUCAGGGAUGUUUCAGGGUCUAGACUGAAAAAGGUACCCUCUAAGGAACUACUCAAACAGGUAAUUCUGUGAGUCCUCAUUUUAGUGUGAAUGUCAACAUCAACCUCUGCAUCAUCCCAUUUUAGUACAUUAAGCUGACCACGGUAGAAUCAAUGUUGUCUCUACCUUACUGAUUGUAUAGCACUGUAAAUCAGUCCUGAUCAAGAUCAUCAAGUAUAACAUGUUUACUGAUUGUCAAUGGUUGUGCCAUUUGAGUCAUUUUUGAUACACUGUAGUUCGACUAAACCCAUAUUUUUAUAUAUACUGUAUGUACUUUGACACUUCUUGAUGUCUGAUUUCGUCCUUUUGUGUCUGAAGUUGAGCAUAAUAGUAUGUACAUAUUUUAAGGACAGAAUUGUAAUUUCCUUUACUAAUAUAUGGAAAACUCUUUGUUACAUUUGGGGUCUUCUGUACCUCUGUAGAACGCUUGCUACAUUGAUGCCAUUGUAAUUCAUUGUUUAUUUUUGUAGAUGUUUUAAUAAAGUUAACCUUUUCAAAUAAAUCAAGAUGUGCUCUAGGGCUUUCAAAAACUA